CCUUCAUGGCUACCGCGAGGUUCCUCUCGCGCCUGCCCGGCCGGCUUGGCCUCAGGGGCUGCCUUCUCGCGAGGGGAGGCUCGGCUCGUUUACCGACAGCCGCCCUCUGGGCCUUAUCUGGCCCCGGUUGGGACCACGGCCCUCCCCGCCCGGCGGGACCAAGGCAACGGCCCACCCGCGCCUUCUCCGCCGCGGCUUUGGUGCGAGCAGCGCCGGGUCCACUUCAGCCCUAUUUGCGCCUCAUGAGGCUCGACAAGCCUAUUGGGACGUGGCUGCUGUAUCUACCCUGCACCUGGAGUAUUGCCCUGGCAGCUGAGCCAGGCUGUUGGCCGGCCUGGGAUAUGUUGCUACUUUUUGGUACCGGUGCAUUGCUGAUGCGUGGAGCAGGAUGCACAAUUAACGACAUGUGGGAUCGGGAGUAUGACAAAAAGGUGACAAGAACAGCAAGUCGGCCACUGGCAGCUGGAGAGAUCUCAAGUUUUCAGUCCCUUGUGUUUCUUGGGGGACAGCUUAGUUUGGCGUUAUGUGUCUUAUUAUGUUUAAAUUAUUACAGUAUUGCCUUAGGAGCCGCCUCGUUAUCUCUCGUGGUGACUUACCCACUCAUGAAGAGAAUAACAUACUGGCCACAGUUAUUCUUGGGCCUUGCCUUUAACUGGGGCGCUUUACUUGGCUGGUCAGCUGUCCAAGGCUCUUGCAACUGGUCCGUUUGCUUGCCACUGUACUUCUCAGGAGUUCUGUGGACACUCAUAUAUGACACUAUUUAUGCUCAUCAGGAUAGAAGAGAUGAUCUUGCCAUAGGUGUGAAAUCAACGGCACUCAAAUUCAAUGAAAACACCAAGUUGUGGCUCAGCGGCUUCAGCACUAUGAUGCUUUUAGGACUUACUGUGACAGGAAUUAAUUGUGACCAGACUUUCCCAUACUAUGCAGCAGUAAUGGCAGUGGGCUUCCACUUGGCUCAGCAGAUACACACUUUGGAUAUUCAUAAUCCUGAAGAUUGUUGGAAAAAGUUCAUUUCUAAUCGCACACUAGGAUUCCUGCUUUUCUCAGGGAUUGUACUUGGAAACUUGUGGAAAAGCAAAAAUCCAGAAGAGCUGAAGAAACCUUUAGAGAGUAAUUCAAAGGAGACAAAUCUGUUUCGUAGAUAGGAAACGAACAUGAGUUUUUAAAAAACUGCACACAUUAUUUAUAAUUUAGUUCUUAUUAAAAGAAAAUAUUUUGAGAAGACAGUAUUUUCAUGUGUAUAAACUAUGGUCUCAGCUAUUUUGAGCUCUUUCUUUACUCUUCUGAGUAGAGAUUGGCAGUUCGUCCUGGUUCGUUUAUCACCGCAACAGGUAUUGAGUGGUAAGGCACUUUGCCCCCUCCAGCAGGCAUCCGCUCAGAAGCCAUGUCCGGAAGAGGCAGGGCAGGGAAGCUUCGGAUGAUGCUUCCGGAGGGAAGGGACAGGGCACCGAACUGCCGAACAUUUGUUGUGGCCCUAAAUAAACUGUUUCUACGUCCGAGAGAAAAACUGGUGGGGAAAGCAUCCAUGCUGUAACUCUAAGAUUGUACAAUUAUAGUGGGUGUGAGACAAUUAUGUAUAUAAAGGAACUGUGAAAGAUAA
Pogona vitticeps (central bearded dragon) is the source of this 1600-nucleotide messenger RNA. It is a transcript of the gene COQ2, whose product is annotated as coenzyme Q2, polyprenyltransferase. Gene Ontology annotation, cellular component: mitochondrial inner membrane. Gene Ontology annotation, molecular function: 4-hydroxybenzoate polyprenyltransferase activity. Lineage: Eukaryota; Metazoa; Chordata; Lepidosauria; Squamata; Agamidae. The record is from RefSeq and is a predicted model, not a curated record. Gene Ontology annotation, biological process: ubiquinone biosynthetic process.